UUGGAUCGGUCUACAAGGGAAAUAGAGUUGGGUCUUGAGUAUGGAGCCCCUGUAAUGAACAUCGGGGGGCAAAGCUUGAAAUUUGAAGAGGGACAAUGGAUUGCAGGUAACUGAUCUUAAUUUAAAUGCAGUAGAAACUGCACUGUCUGCACUGCUACUGUAAGAAGUCUGAUCUGUCUGAUCACCACUGGUGUUUCCUUUUUGUUUUUCAUGUGGUUCUUUUCUUGACCACAGAGUCCGGAUGGAAUGUAUCAGGGAAGGAGGUGCAGAGACUAAAAAAGAGGAACUUACAGCUUGAAGAGGAGAACAACUUACUAAGGCUGAAGAUUGACCUCCUGUUGGACAUGGUGAGUUAUCAGCCUGAAGCAUCCCACUGA
Messenger RNA from Coregonus sp. 'balchen', 377 nucleotides. The record is from the annotation of a GenBank genome assembly. NCBI's taxonomy places the organism in Eukaryota, Metazoa, Chordata, Actinopteri, Salmoniformes, Salmonidae.